CCCCACGAAACCCCCCGGGGCACACAGGCAGACAAGAUAAAGCAAGCCUGCCCCCCCUUCUUGCCCGGAGGAUGUCUUCAUUCCACCAGCUGCAAGCUACAGGGGAGUGAGAAGCAAGGAUGGAGGCGGAAUCGACGCUCUCGCUGUGGGCGCAGUGUGAUCGCAUCGACACGCUCUUCAUCGUCUUUUGCUGCGCCGCCUGCUGGCUCGUCGUGCCCGCCAUCGGCCUCGCCUUUUCCGGCUACUCGAUCCGACGAAACGGACUCGCUUCGUACUUUCCCGCCCUGCUCACCAUCAUUUUCGUCUCGUUGCAGUGGUGGGCAUGGGGCUACUCGAUUGCCUUUGGCGAGGGCAACGCCUUUGCGGGCAACGUGACCAGCCACCUCUUCCACCGCAACGUCUCAGCGGCGCCCGUCGGCACGAUCCCCGAGGUUGUGUUCAGCACGUUCCAGAUGAUCUUCUGCGCCACCGUGUGCGCCCUCGCCGUCGGUGGGGCGGCCGAGCGGGGCCGGCUCAUCUCGCUGGUCCCCUUUAUCGUCCUCUGGGCCACGUUCGUCUACUGCCCCCUCGCACACAUGGUCUGGACCGAGACGGGCGCGCUGGCCUCGCUCGGCGUCCUCGACUUUGCCGGCGGCACGCCCGUCCACAUCUGCUCGGGCGCCUCGGCGACGGCGCUCAGCGUCUAUCUCUCGCGGCCCCUCUUUCGCUCGCGACGCUCGUCGAAGCGCACACCGAGCCACAUCCGGCUGCACAAGCCCCACAACAUCCCCAGCAUGCUCUGUGCCAUGGUCCUCAUCUGGUCCUGCUGGCUGCCCUUUGAGGCCGGCACCGCCCUCGCGCUCAACUUCAAGGCCGUCAUGGCCUUUUGCGUCACCAAUGCCGCGGCGGCGGCGGGCGCGGCCACGUGGACGCUCCUCGCCUACCUCGAGUCCGGCCGCAUGUCGCUCGACGCCGCCGUGCUGGGCAUGAUUGCGGGCCUCGUCAUGAUCACGCCCGCCGGCGGCUUCGUCGGCAUGUCGGACGCCGUCGUCAUGGGCGUGCUCGGCGCGCUGGCCUGCCGCGUCUUUCUCCGCUUCAAGUCGUCGACACUGGCCACGCAGAAGCUGCGCUGGGUGGACCCGGCCGACAUGUUUGCGAGCCACGCGCUGGGCGGUGUCGUCGCCACGCUGGCCACAGGCUUCUUUGCGAGCCGCGAGGUGGCAGCCUACGACGGCGCCACGUCCAUCGCCGGCGGCGCGCUCCACGACGGCCACUGGCGCCAGCUGCUGAUCCAGGCCGUCGAGGCUGCCGUCGGCCUCACGUGGUCCUUUUGCGCCUCGUACGCCAUCAUUGCCGCCAUCGACCUCGUCCCCGGGCUCGAGGUGCUGUCGACGGACGAGGACCUGGCGCGGGGCAUGGAUGCCGCGCAGAUGGAAGAGUCGCUCAGCGGCGCCCACGCCGACGACGAGCAGGACGACUACGAGCCCAUUUCUCCCCCUCACCGCAUCGUCAUCUAGUCUUUCAUCAUCUCUCACGCGGAAUGCAUAUUUUUAUGGGUACUGGCAAGGGUCUUGACUGUAAGCAAUGAAGCUAGCCAUUGCAGCGAACAGACAGCACCGUCAGGGUCAUCACUGUGCCCAUCAAGAAGAGACAGCAGGGAAGAAGCGAU
Acaromyces ingoldii is the source of this 1648-nucleotide messenger RNA. RefSeq lists its product as hypothetical. The transcript has 3 exons. Gene Ontology annotation, cellular component: plasma membrane. Gene Ontology annotation, biological process: ammonium transmembrane transport. Gene Ontology annotation, molecular function: ammonium channel activity. NCBI's taxonomy places the organism in Eukaryota, Fungi, Basidiomycota, Exobasidiomycetes, Exobasidiales, Cryptobasidiaceae. The record is from RefSeq and is a predicted model, not a curated record. Bases 120 to 1496 code for a protein of 458 amino acids.